Molecule: messenger RNA, 1357 nt
Organism: Botrytis cinerea B05.10
Lineage: Eukaryota; Fungi; Ascomycota; Leotiomycetes; Helotiales; Sclerotiniaceae
Exons: 3
Coding region: 603-1202 (199 amino acids)
Source: RefSeq, a predicted model, not a curated record
GUCAACAAAAUUACCAUGAUAUUUUGAAAUAGUUCAAACUUUUGCAUUUUGAUUUACUGUACCAAGUGGUACAAGACAGCAUGCAGAUAUUACUCAUACUCUCUAGUGAAAGGUAUGACAAGAUGGCAUAGCAGAAGUUUGCUGCUUGUCUAUUCAUGAAACUACUAGAUCUGCUGUUCGCUUUGUCCAUCUCAAUCCUUGUGAAACUACGACCAGUUCUCUCCACCUUCUAAGAUUGCCUUUCUAUAUAUAUAGUGUUUGCAGAACAAGCAAUGAACUGUGCAGACAUUGCUGUCAUGAACAUGACCAAAUGUGACUCCUUUCUAGGGCGGGGAAAAUAGAGGCUAUGAUUCCAAUUGCUGGUAAACCCUCACAAACUAUUCAAUUUGCUAUGCUCUGUUAUACUGGUCAAGUGAGCCUUAUAAAUUUGACAACAGUUCAACGAGCAAGCUUCGAGAGUGUUCAGUCCAACCAAGUCAAACCCAUGUCUAGCAACCUGUAUAUGUAGUCAUUAUGCGAUGAUGGUCUUUGAUGUCUUGUCCAUACUUUUCUUACAUUCAUCUAGUUGGUUUAUAGAUCAGAAAUCACUUCUUAAUUCCACCAUGCCAGAAAAGAAGAAGAAUCUACAAUUCAUUUGGCCCAAAGAUGGUCCCAAAGGUCGUGGUCAUCGAGGAUUUCUGGGAAGACUCAAUAACGUUGUGACGAAUAAGGGACCAGAUAUCUUCGUCGGGAAACAAGGAAGCAGAAUUAGUCCCGAUCGAUGGCAAAAUUGGGAUUCAUACCACGAUGAACAUAAACAUAAACAAGAAGUGACCGGAGCAUUCUCGAGAGAUUUCAAAAGAUAUGAUCCACAUACACGGAAAUAUGUUGAAUGGGAACAAGCUCAAGAUUGGAACGGUUAUGGAAUCGGAAAUCAUGCAUGGGAAUAUCCACGUUUAACUCUGGAUGAAUAUAACAAAAUUUACAAGACAUAUCAUCGGGGUCGACGAAUUGAUCCUUCCAAAUUCAAAGAUUGGAAUCACAGCGGUCCUAACAGAUUCCGACAAGAAUACGAUAGUUUUUGGCAAAGUGCACAUCGGACGGGAGAGAAUUAUAAAUAUGGCUGGAACUAUUUGCGCGGACAGAAUAAUCCGUGGUUGAGAAUGCAUCAACAAUGGCCUACUGACCUUGAUACUUGGAUGGCAAUACGUGGGAUGUGGUAGGCAUGUAUGAUGGAUGAUGUUAAGAGGUGGAUUUACAUAACCAGGAGAUUUAUUAAGAAUGAUUCUCUUUAUGGUUCAGGGGUGAAAUUGUUGUUCAAUUUGCAUAUAGAUUUUGACAAAGCAUGUCUAGUCUUGAGUAUCACAAAAUUGGGACA